AUGACCGUUUCAUAUAUAUGUCUUGCGUGUCGCGCACAACGGACGAUUUUGUCAUCAGCAGGGCUACGCACUUCCGGUACACAGUCUCGACAAUCGGUCAAUGGGCAACGCGCCCUGUACGGUGGAACCGAUGGCCAUUCCUCGAGACAUGCACUUCAGGGUAGCAGGGAGGCUCUGCAGGAUUCGGCUAGCGAGACCGUCGAUGGAAUACUGAAUGGCUACACUGGACGAGUUGGGAGAUACUCAAAGCAGCCUUUGGGACCUCAAGAAAUUCUGACGCAGCUGGACCAAGAGAGAGGCCCGCAUACUCGACGGAGGGCACCCAUCGCAGGUCCCGCGAGGUCUCCCGUUGAACCACCACGCAAGCCGCCUAUUGAGGCCCGUGAGAGAAUACCCAUCGAAGACACGCGGAAGACAACACAAUGGAACUCCCAAACCACAUCCGAGACGGAAUCAUCGCAUUCACGACCACGAACGACCCAGACUUCGGCUCAUGCGGCUCUAGAGAGCAGGGUGCGCGACAUCAUAGAACAAGCCAAGCGGGACCCCUUCAAUGCAUGGAGUGCAUUGCAAGAGAUGGAAGCGGAAUACAUGAAGCUGAAGCCGACCGACCGGGUCUCUUUGACCUUUUAUCCAAACUUUGCGGUGGCCAUCAAGCCGCUUCUCCUCAGAGUGGUCGACAGAUGGGUGCAUUCCCUCAAACUCGGCACUACAAGCACUGUGCCGAGUCCAUCAGAUGCUUUUCGCACGCUACGGCGACUACGCUCAGCGAGUCAUUGGCAUACACAUCCCGUGCUUAUAACAAUGACUGUGGGCCUCGCGAACCUGAUUUUGCCCGGGCACCUUACGGACCCAGUUGUUCUCAAGCUGGCUAUUUCAGAAUUGAUGGAGAUCUGGAAAGGUGCCGUGUUCUCCACGAGUCCGGGUGAGCCCACAAAGCCGUCCACGAAUAGCGAUCCCACUGCAGUACGCCCGAGCGUGGCGGAUGAGUUUGAUUGGAGCUUCCUGCCCUCCUUAGGAAGCUUUGAACAGUCGGAAAGUCUUGCUGUUGAGCCAGACAUGACCUUCGAGGCCAUGCUGCGUACACUUGCCCGGUUACCUGAAUCGUUGGACGCUACCCAAGCUAAUGAAACACGGUAUGAUUAUGCGACUCCCGCGCUACUGACGCUGGAAGUGGUCCGCAAGACAUGGUCCGUCAUUGAGCUGUCGCAACAUGCGCCAUUUAUUGAUCUCCUAGAGGGACUGCUGAAGGCUGCUCCACAAUCGCGCGUUCCACCAAUUCUGGCCACACGGAUGACAGGGAUGUACGACAAGCUGCUCUUCGAACGCUAUGAAGCCAUGAUUGAGAGGUUCGGCUUGAAGUAUACUCCAAUUGUCGACCCAGCAAAGCCCGGCAAAGCCCGCGAGACAAUCGCCACGUCGCACGAGAAGCACGAAGAGCUCAAUGACUCAAAAGAGGGAUUCCGUUUCCCGUUUUCUGAACCACCGCGAACUCCCGAGAUUGAGGAGUUCGCGACUAAGCAAAUCAGCUCUUUGUUCAACGCGCGAGAGCGGCGUGAUGCAAUGUGGAUGGAGCGCAUCAGGUCCAAUGUCUGCAAGUUUGCCCAGCUUCAAAAUCUUGAAUCCAACGUUCUGCCCAUCGAGGUCUACGAGCAUCUCAUGUUGGCAUUUCUGGAGGCACGACACCCGGAAAGUGCUGUUCAGGUUUGGACACAUAUGGGCAAAGCUGGAUACAAGAUGCGAGUCAACACUUACACCGCCGUCAUGCGUGGCGCCCAGUUCUCCCGCGAUGUGAGUGGCUUGCACAGUAUGUGGAAGCGAAUGCGGCACGCUGGCAUACAGCCUGAUCAUCAAGCUUGGUCUACACGAAUCUUCGGCCUUUUGAGGCUGAAGCAGACCCGAGAUGGGCUCUUGGCAUUGAGUGAAAUGGGAAAGGAGUGGCAUGCUGCCGCUCACGAACAGCAUGCGAGAGAGAACAAACAUACUCGCAAGAACGCCAACACGCCUGAAGUGAGCAUCGCUCAGCUCUUGAUCAAGUAUCCAGGGGAUAUUAAUGGCGUACCGCGGCCCAACUGCGCCAUCAUGAACUCAGCAAUCUCAGCGCUUGCCAAUACCACGGACUGGGAGGUUGGAAAGGUAGUGGCUUGGGGCCGCACAUUCGGGAUAGAACCAGACCUCAUCACCUACAACACGUUGAUGAAUAUUGCCAUGCGGCAUUCCAAAGCGAACGACGCUCUGAAGAUUCUACAACGAAUGCGAGAGCGUGGCAUUGAGCCAGAUAGCACGACCUGGACGGUGCUCCUGACCGCAUUGUUCCAAGGCGGCUUUCUCGACGGUCUCGACCACGCCGCGCAGGAGAAGAAGGUAUUCGGUCUCCUCGAUACUCUCACCAGCGAGAGUGACAAUCUCUCCUUCGACGUCAAAGCCUAUGCUCUCAUCAUCGACCGCCUCCUCAAAGUCCACUCGAAUGUGUCCGCCGCAUCGGCUGUUCUCAACCACAUGCUCGAGAAUGGCUGCCAGCCAACACCACACAUCUACACGAUCCUCAUGAGCAACUACUUCGAUUCGCAGCCUCCCAACCUCCCAGCAAUCGAAGCUCUGUGGGCUCGCAUCGAAGACAGCAAAGGCUCCAAGACCGCACCCAUGGACGGCAUCUUCUUCGACCGCAUGAUCGAGGGUUACGCCAAACUUCACCACGAAGUCGGCAUUCAGCCGAUGCUCGAUUUCCUUCGUCGUUCUCAACAUCUCGGCAUCAAACCUGGUUGGCGUGCGCAGGAGUGCGUCGCGCGGGCGCUGGCGGAGCGAGGCGAGUGGAAUCGACUGAGCGGAUUGGUGCAGGAUGUGAGGGCUCGUUUGCGCACCAGUCGUGGUGCGACGCAAUAUCAUGGUCAGGCUGAUUUCUGGGACUUUGUCAUUUCUACGGGCGUGCUCAACGAUGAGUCCAUCACGGGGCGGGAGCAAUUGAUGCCGAAGGAGAAGAGGCCGAGUCCAUUGCUGAGAGCGUAGGCUUGAUGGCAUGGGAUGUGAUGUCGGCAAUUGAAUCUGUGGGUUGCGAAGACGCCGGAGUCCAUGGAUAGCCUGCCGAU
Messenger RNA from Zymoseptoria tritici IPO323, 3086 nucleotides. RefSeq lists its product as uncharacterized. The coding region runs from base 1 to 3006 and encodes 1001 amino acids. Lineage: Eukaryota; Fungi; Ascomycota; Dothideomycetes; Mycosphaerellales; Mycosphaerellaceae. The record is from RefSeq and is a predicted model, not a curated record. The transcript has a single exon. Gene Ontology annotation, molecular function: protein binding.